CUGCGUGUUUCCGGGCCAAGUUCGGGAUGCCAGACAUGGCGCUGCCAGGCCGGGUGUUCUUUACUCGCGUCUUCGAUCCUCGGCGGUGUUUUUCAGGAAUGGGAUUUUAAUAUGGAGGCCAAAUCAAUAGUAAUGAUGACAAUGAUGGUGAAAUAGUUUUUCAGUUAUGGAACAAAAAUAUAUCAAAACAUUGAAGCUUUUCAGUCCAAAUUCUUUCCGCCUCUUCAAAAAGCAAUGCUACCACCAAAUAGCUUUCAAGGAAAAGUGGCAUUCAUUACUGGGGGAGGUACUGGCCUUGGUAAAGGAAUGACAACUCUUCUGUCCAGCCUUGGGGCUCGAUGUGUGAUAGCCAGCCGAAAGAUGGAUGUUUUGAAAGUUACUGCAGAUCAAAUUUCUUCUCAAACUGGAAAUAAGGUUCAUGCAAUUCAGUGUGAUGUGAGGGAUCCUGAGAUGGUGCAAAACACUGUGUCGGAACUGAUCAAAAUCGCGGGACAUCCUGAUAUUGUGAUAAACAAUGCAGCAGGGAAUUUUAUUUCUCCCACCGAAAGACUCUCUCCUAAUGCUUGGAAGACCAUAACUGACAUAGUUCUAAAUGGUACAGCCUUUGUGACACUGGAAAUUGGAAAACAACUAAUUAAAGCACAGAAAGGAGCAGCAUUUCUUGCUAUUACAACCAUUUAUGCUGAGACUGGGUCAGGUUUUGUAGUACCAAGUGCUUCUGCCAAAGCAGGAGUGGAAGCUAUGAACAAAUCUCUUGCAGCUGAAUGGGGUAAAUAUGGAAUGCGAUUCAAUGUGAUUCAACCGGGUCCUAUAAAAACCAAAGGUGCCUUUAGCCGUCUUGACCCAACUGGAGCAUUUGAGAAAGACAUGAUCAACAGAAUUCCCUGUGGUCGGCUAGGAACUGUGGAAGAACUUGCAAAUCUUGCUGCUUUCCUUUGUAGUGAUUAUGCUUCUUGGAUUAAUGGAGCAGUCAUUAGAUUUGAUGGUGGAGAGGAAGUACUUAUUUCAGGAGAAUUCAACAGUCUGAGUAAGGUCACCAAGGAGCAGUGGGACACAAUCGAAGGACUCAUCAGGAAGACAAAAGGCUCAUAAGACCACUCUGGCCCUUGUUUUGGUUACAGAAAAAGUCAAGGAAUAGAAAUGAUACAAACUGUCUAUAAUCUUUCAUGUAUUUUCAAGUCUAAUAAAUUGUUAACCAACA
This is a messenger RNA of Equus quagga, 1201 nucleotides long. It is a transcript of the gene DECR1, whose product is annotated as 2,4-dienoyl-CoA reductase 1. Gene Ontology annotation, molecular function: 2,4-dienoyl-CoA reductase (NADPH) activity. Lineage: Eukaryota; Metazoa; Chordata; Mammalia; Perissodactyla; Equidae. The coding region runs from base 235 to 1092 and encodes 285 amino acids. Gene Ontology annotation, biological process: fatty acid beta-oxidation. The record is from RefSeq and is a predicted model, not a curated record. Gene Ontology annotation, cellular component: mitochondrion. The transcript has 11 exons.